GUAAUCAUGUGACCUAGGCAGCUGUGACUUUAUCUGGGAACAUUCAUGACACCAGGAGAACACAACAGUUCACAAUGAAUCCUGUGAAGAAUCCAUGGCUGCUGCAUUUCAUUGGAUUAACUGCGCUCUUCCAAAUCACUGACACUACGUGGUGCUACGUCUGUGACAUCCCAAGUUCUGGCGACACCGCCUGUCCGUCCAUAAUCAAGUGCCCCGAUCACCAGAUGUGCUAUCUUCAGAAAUACAUUACCGUUAAAGGUCAGACAGGCUACCGAUCUGGUUGUCAGAACAAGACAAUAUGCAAUUCCUAUUCCAAACGGAAGGCCACCGUCGGUGUUGACCCUGUUGUCUGUGAAGCCUGCUGUGAUCACGACAGAUGCAACAGUCGUCUCUGCGGCGACAAAUCAAAUCUAUUUCCAACUACGGUGUGUUACGCAUGCCCUGCGACCUCUGACCCCACGCAGUGUAAGGCAGCCAGUCAUUGUGGACGAUACGAUAAAUGUGUCGAAUACAGCUACCAUGUUCCUCAAACUAACCAAAUCAUGUACUACCAGGGGUGUUCAACAAAACAGCGUUGCGAUGCGCUUGCUCUGUCAGCAUCUACCCCCCACCAAGGCGGGUUCCUGUUUCAACACCAGGCUUGGUACAACACUACGUGCUGCGACGGCUAUAUGUGUAAUGAUGGCACGGCACUGAUGGCGACAGCAACAGCGACACCGUCAACGUCAACCUAAACACGCGAACAUGAUGUUACCUCUGUCUUCACGUCACUCAGCCUCGUUGUUGUUUUUAGCAUUUACGUUUUGAGUUGUUUUAAAUUAACCCUUAACAGUAUACAUAAACUGAAACAAUGGA
Molecule: messenger RNA, 855 nt
Organism: Haliotis rubra (blacklip abalone)
Lineage: Eukaryota; Metazoa; Mollusca; Gastropoda; Lepetellida; Haliotidae
Exons: 8
Coding region: 75-734 (219 amino acids)
Source: RefSeq, a predicted model, not a curated record